AUGUCGAGGUCGCGAAGCGCCAGCAUGGAGAUCGUGCCCCCCACCAACUCGCGUCACAGAGGCCUCGCGGAUGUCAUGGACGCCAUGUUCAAGAGCAACCACAAGGAGAGUGAGGACCUGAGAGACGAGGAUGCCGACGCGGAAGCAGAUGAUGAAGAACUUCCGCCUCCACAGGCAGCACCUGCUGAAUCGGGCGUACCGAAUGCCCCAACGCCGUGUGAGCGCUGCCAACGCACGGGAAAGACCUGCAAGGGUGUCGCGGGCGCCCGGUGCGAGCACUGCAAGCGGUUGAAGCAGCGGUGCUCCAACAGCACCGGGCCCGCGCGUGGAAAGCAUGCUGCGGCAGCAAAGAAGGCAGGCGAGUCUGCGAACGCCACUAAAGCGACUCCGGCGAAGGCUAGCACAUCACAUGCUAUCUCGGCCGCCAAUCACUUGAAGCGAAAAUCCCCCGGUAAAGCAAGCUCCCCCGCGAACGGGGACAUCGAUGGCCACAGUAUCGAUGGCGAAGGCAGCAUUGAUGACGAAGAUGGUCACGAACCGCCACCGAGGCUGAACAAGAAGCGGCGCAUCUCGAAAGGGAAUGGAGGCCCUUCUCGUGCACAGCUUGUCAAGGCCGUCGGUGAGAUCGAGGCCUCUAUCAAGCGCGUGCAGUCCACCGUUGCGAAGGAGGUUGAGAAGAUGAGCGGUGUCAUCAAGUCGUUGAACACGAAGAUUAAAGAGAUGGAUGACGACUAG
Molecule: messenger RNA, 735 nt
Organism: Cyclocybe aegerita
Lineage: Eukaryota; Fungi; Basidiomycota; Agaricomycetes; Agaricales; Hemipholiotaceae
Source: the annotation of a GenBank genome assembly